This is a messenger RNA of Nothobranchius furzeri (turquoise killifish), 3221 nucleotides long. It is a transcript of the gene gldn, whose product is annotated as gliomedin. The record is from RefSeq and is a predicted model, not a curated record. Gene Ontology annotation, cellular component: cell surface. NCBI's taxonomy places the organism in Eukaryota, Metazoa, Chordata, Actinopteri, Cyprinodontiformes, Nothobranchiidae. Gene Ontology annotation, biological process: signal transduction.
GAUUUCAUGAAGAGCCUGUUAUAUUAGGUCUUUUUUGUUGUGACUUUCCUGAAGUGUACCAGUCAACUACUAAUAAAAUUUUAGCUUGUGAAAAGUUGAGGGGAAGGAGAAAUCUGUUUGAAGAUGUGCCCGGGACGUUUUGGAGCAGAAGUACAAACUUGGACCUCCAAAGCUGUGAGAAAAAGUUGCUCCUCCAGCAGCAGCUGCUGCAGCUGUGGAGAUGGAGAACACAACUACAGCCUUUCUUUCUACUGGAAUAGUUAGUGGUUUGGGUUUUGUGGCAGCAUUUUGAAUGUUGAAGCCAGCUGGAGAUCCCCAGAAGAAAGGAGGUGAGGUUGUGACCAUGUGGAUCCCAACGCCCAGCAUGACUCUUCCACAGCGGAUGGUUCUGUAUGGGACCUGCUUGGUGGCACUUGUGAACGCUGUGGGGCUUCUGGUGCUCAUGGUCCAGCAGAACCAGCAUCGGGAAUGGCUGAGGCAGACCGAGGCAAGGUUGAUGGAGGUGGAGCAGAGCUCGGUAGUGGAGUUCCUCCAGGAGGUCCCAAGAGGAGCAGCAGGGCUGAGAGCAAAGGUAGAAGGACAGCCACAAUUCCAGUAUUCUAGGAACAAGAGGAGCGAAACGUUGGAGAAGUCGCAGCAGCAUGAGCAUCGGAAAGAAGAGGGGAAGAAUCUCCACCAGCAGGAGGCCAGCCAGGAGGUUGGAGAAGAGAAGAUGAAGAAUGAGCUGAAGUACAAACACAGACACAAUCACAAAGUGCAGGAAGACAUGAUGAUGAUGAUGACUUACUCCAUGGUGCCGAUCAAAUUACUAAUUGACAUUUGCAACAGCACCAAGGGAGUCUGCCUAGCUGGACCACCAGGUCCACCUGGACCACCAGGACCAUCAGGACCACCAGGUCCGCCUGGUGUGGAUGGUUUGCCAGGCCACAAUGGAACUGAUGGGCUUCCAGGACUGAAUGGGUUGCCUGGGGCUGAUGGGAAAAGAGGAAAAAAAGGACCACCUGGUGAUAAGGGGGAACCGGGAGAGAAAGGAGAACCCGGAGAACCUGGUCCACCUGGAGAAGAACCUGAGCCUUCUAAUGAUGUCUUUAUUGAAGGUCCACCUGGUCCCCCUGGUCCUCCAGGACCUCCUGGAGUAAUGGGGCCUCCUGGGCCUCCUGGGCCUGCAAGAACACGACAUCACAGAGCCAACUUUCAAGCGGCUCAUACGCUGGGGUUGCUCCAUUCCAUUCCAAAUGAUGAAACCUUGGCUCUGAAACUUCCAGAAAAUUCCACCAAAAACAACGAGUGCCUGAUCAAGUCUCUGAUAAAUCCCAGAGAAGUGGCAAAGAUGGAAACCACAUUUGGCACGUGGAUGAGAGACACGGCGCAGCUGAAUGAUGAGCGAGUUUGGGUGGCAGAACACUUCUCAGGCCGCGUGCUGAAGGAGUAUAAAAGCAUUGCUGCGUUCCAGAACAACACAGGAGACAUUGUUGAUGUUAAAAAGUUCUACCAAGGCUGUGGUCACACCAUCCACAAUGGCUCCUUCUACUAUCAUAUUGCUGGUACUUCCAGCAUUGGCAGAUUUGACUUUAAAACCAAAAAGCUUCACACUCUCAGUGUAGACGAUGCCUUGUACAACAACCUUGCCUACUUGCUACCAAACUCCAAGACCUACUUUAAGAUGGCAGUGGAUGAAAAUGGACUGUGGCUGAUAUUUGCAUCCAGUGUGGAUGAGAGCAUUGUGGUGGCCCAGCUGGACCAGAAGACCUUCUCUGUCACGUUGUUCAUAAACACCACAUACCCCCGCACCAAGGCCGGCAACGCCUUCAUCGCCUGUGGUGUUUUGUACGUUACUGACAUCAAGGACACCAGAGUCACUUUUGCUUUUGACUUGGUGAAGGGAAAGGCAGUCAACAUGACUUUUGACUUAAGGUCUCCAGGUGGAGUUUUGGCUAUGCUCUCCUACAGCCCGAAGGACAGACACCUGUAUGUGUGGGACCAGAGUUAUGUCAGGCUCUACGUGGUCCAUUACAUCUCUGAUGAGUGAAAAAAACACCACUGUCUGAACCAAACAACAACAAAUAAUUAUUGUUACAUCAUGUGCAGCCCCUGCAGACUACCAGCUGCUCACUUCAGAUAUUAAAAUUUACAGUCAAACAACUCUUGGAUCAGACUCCGCUUUUGGUUUAAGUAUUUAGUCACAUUGCAUUUUGGACUUUGUCUUAUUAACAAGAGUGUAAGUUGGCAAUGCUUUUUUUCACACCAGACACCCUGACCAGAUAAGCGGUGAAGCUUUUGUUAGGGUUUCCUUAUGUGUAUGUCCCAAUUUAAAAGUUAUCACUAUCUUACUCUAUUUAGAUAACUCCCUGAAUGACCUCAGCUUGAAGAUGAAAGAAUUUACGUUCACCAGGGCUGAUGAGAAAAUGACUAGUCUGAGCUUAGUCAUACUGCUGCCUUGAAACGGCUCCAGAAUUUCAAAGCAGCUUUUGCAUCACUUCUAAUUUACAUGGCAUAUUAACCAUUUUUGCCACAAUAACCUCGAUACAUAAGAUUUACCAAGAUUCUUGAUGGAGAACUCUAUUACCAUCUUUGUUUGGUAGAAGUAUCAAGAAUUUCUCACUGGACUCAGACUAGCUGUUAGCUCAUCAGUCCUAAAAGAUGUCCUCCAUUUAUCUGAACUGAAGAUUUUUCUGGAAGCAGGUUAUUCUUUUAACACAAGAACACUUAGAUUUUAGGGCAAAAUAGGAUAAUGUAACAGAACAAAAACCGUACAAAACAAGGAACCCUCUGUUUACUCAUGUGAAUUGAGUGCAAUCUCUCCUAUUGUUAUAAAUGUCCUCGGUUUUCCUGAUUAUAACCCAAAAACGAAACCUCUGGCCAAAAACCCUUCUUUGGUUAAAGGUGCAUUAUGUAGAAAUGAAGUAAAAAUUACAUCUUGUAAAAUCUAGUUACUGCAACCACUUUAAACAACUCUGGAGAUUUUUGCCGGCUGUCGUCAAAUUACAAAGUCGGCGCUGCAGUAUUCGCUCGCAGGAGACACGGCACCCCCACCCUCACUGAUGGUAAACAGUAGUUGCGUCCCUCCUUUGAUUGUUUUGAAAGGAGAACAACCGACAAUCCCCACAGCCAGCUGCAUAUGAAAUAUGUUUCAGUAUAACCUUCCUUACAAAAUGACUGAAACAGACUCUUUUGGGAUUUUUUCACAGUAAAAUUGUCUCUAUAUUCUAACAUACUGCACC